AUGCGCGACGCAGAUGUACUGAAGCGCAUGUUCUUGCUUCUAGAGAACCACGCCAAGCCAACUGGCGAUCCUGACUGUCCCGAAGAAGUGCAAACGGCAAAGCGGAUUCAACGCGACAUCGACCUGUCGGCGUCAGUGCUGUCUCUCGACGACGACUUCGAAGAAGUGUCUGGGGGGUUUCUGUCGUACACGGCGAAAAAGCGUUCGAUCGACAAGUUUAUCGAUGGCGCUGCCGAUGCUGAUGCCAAAACGUCAUCCGAUAUAAUGACAUUGUUUCUACUGAUGGACGAGCUGGCGGCGAAGCGUGAGGAGAGCCGUAUUGAGCGUCAAGAGAAGUACGAGAAGUGCGGGAGGCGCGCCGCGAAGAAAUGCAUCUUCUCAUUAGUAUGA
Messenger RNA from Aphanomyces astaci, 390 nucleotides. RefSeq lists its product as hypothetical. NCBI's taxonomy places the organism in Eukaryota, Oomycota, Saprolegniomycetes, Saprolegniales, Verrucalvaceae. Bases 1 to 390 code for a protein of 129 amino acids. The transcript is spliced from 2 exons. The record is from RefSeq and is a predicted model, not a curated record.